AAUCAAAGUCGUCACGCUUUUCGUUUUGUUUGUACAAAGAGAGCACAUGACAACAAUUGUAGGAUAUCAAAUUUAGUGUAUAUUAGGGGCGUGUGAUUUAACUCGAAAGGUUCUUUCUGUACGAUAUCAGAGUGGAAUAAAUCAGAAUUUAUACGAAAACGAUUACGACUACUUCGUGUUUAUAAUAUGGCGCCCAACGUGGGGCUCGAAAUCACGACCUGAAGAAAAGAUGUCAGAAGGAGAUCUACCACGACUAAGAGCAACUCGCGGGGCCAACAGAGGAGUCAUAACGAAGCUCAUCGGCGAAGCCGAUACAAUCUUGGAAAAUGCGACCUCCGAAUUGGAUAUCAAAACGAAAAACAAGUUAACGAGAAUCGAAGAAAUGUUAAAGGAAAAAUCGAAACUGGUCUCAGAUCUAGACGAAAAAAUCGUAUCCGUCUGUAAAGUGGAGGAAAUCGAAAAGGAAAUUGACGAAGCCGAAACAUUGAAAAUGCGAGUAAUGGACGCUCUUGCGAAUAUUUCCCUCACGACAACGCCCUCGAAUACGAGUAAAACUUACACGACAACCGGUGGAUCCGCGGCACAAUUUACAGAAAACAACCCUUCUAUUCCGACCGGUUCACUAUCGACGCCUCCUUCGACUCAAGCCAUACAAACAACGGGAUCUCCUCCAGCUUCUUCAGCUCCUCCUUCGCCGAAUCAAACUUCCCAACAUAGUGGUACACCUCCUACAACAAAUGCAUCGACAUCUAAACUACCAAAGCUCACCCUACCGAAAUUUAGAGGCGAAGUGACUCAGUUCAAGCCGUUCUGGGAUACAUUCGAAAGUGCCGUCCAUUCGAACCCGAAUUUAUCGAAAAUCGCAAAGUUCAAUUAUCUAGUAGCUCAACUCGAGGGAGCAGCGUCACGCGCCAUUGCAGGGUUACCGAUUACCGAAGACAACUAUCAAGCGGCUGUGGACAUUUUGAUGAAACGAUUCGGAAAACCACAACAAAUCAUCGCUUCUCACAUGGACGAACUUUUGAAAAUCUCCGUAUGUUCUUCAGAAAGGCCUUCUCAACUCCGUUAUUUGUAUGACAAAAUCAGCGUAAACGUAAGAGGCUUAGAAGCCCUGGGCAUCAAAUCUGCACAAUAUGGAAGUCUUCUCAUUCCGGUAAUUAUGUCGAAACUUCCUCCCGAUAUACGAAUUCACGUCGCUCGCAACACUAGUCAAGAUGUCUGGGAAAUCGAACCGCUACUCGACCUAUUACAACGCGAAAUCGAAGCGAGAGAGAUGAGCGAAAGAGUUAAAACCGUCCCACCUUUAGAAUCAAAACGACAGCCUCCUCCACAUUUUGUUCCUGAUAAAUCGAAGGUUUUGCCACCCACUAUUCCACCCGGUACUUCUGGUGCCUAUCUUGCUGAUUCACAAACCCAACAGUUUGCGCCGACUUGUGUUUACUGUUCUGGGAAACAUUUCUCAGCUUCGUGCGAAACGGUCACCGAAUUAAACGCUCGCAGAACCAUCCUUGCUCGGGACAAAAGAUGUUUCAUGUGCCUUCGAAAGGGACAUCAACAGGAUCAAUGCCAGAAAACUUGCAGAAGAUGCGACAAGAGACACCAUCAAUCGAUUUGUCCACGAAACGCGAACUCCUCCAACAACAACAACAACAACAACGCGCAGAAUACAGAACGUCCCCUCAAUUCCGACCGAUCUACACAAGAAAGACCUAGGGACCAGACGAUCAACGAAAGAGAGAAUACUGGCAUCACAACAGCAACUACGACAAAUCGCGAGAGUUCAAAACCGAAUUGCAGAGUGUUACUUCAAACAGCUAAGGCUGUAGCGACAAACGAAGAUGGGACUAGAUCGACCGUGGUGAGAUUACUUUUCGACAGUGGAAGUCAGCGCUCUUACAUCACUGAGAAUUUACGAGCAACACUUCAUCUGAAAUCACUUCAAACUGAACGACUCAACUUGAACACAUUUGGAGAAGCAAAGUACAAGAAGCAGAAUUGCGAUGUUGUGAAAUUACAAGUACGAAGGUCUGGAUGCGAAGAUGCCAUUAAAAUUUCUGCUCUGACAUUUCCGGUUAUUUGUUCGCCUUUACCUGGCAAGGUCUCUGUAAACUACCCGCAUUUGGAUGGAUUGGAGCUAGCGGAUGAACCGUUUGACGCCGAAGGUUCGAUUGAUAUUCUGAUCGGCUGCGAUUAUUACUGGCAUUUUGUAACGGGGGAGACAAGACGAGGAGACGAAGGUCCCAUUGCUGUAAAUAGCAAACUCGGGUGGCUGCUGUCUGGACCAGUUAAAGGAACACUCGAUCGGAGUUAUGUUACGCAUUCAAAUUUAAUAAUCGAAGGCCAUGACGACCUAUUUGCCCGAAACGAAGACGACGUUCUCACGAACACUCUGAAGAACUUUUGGGAGACUGAGGCAAUUGGCAUUAAGGAUCUGACUCAACAGGAAACGAAGGAAUCUUUCAAAAUCGACGUUGCAUGGAGCGAAGACCGAUACGAAGUCAAUUUACCGUGGAAAGAAAAUUGUUUGCCGCUAUCCUCCAACAACUAUCUGUUGUGCGAAUCGCGAUUAAGGUCCUUACAUCACAAGCUGCGCAAAGACCCAGAGUUAUUAGCCGAAUACGACAACAUCAUUCAAGAUCAGUUAUCAAAGGGGAUAAUCGAGCAAGUACCGAAUAAAGAGAAAAUUGCUGCGCGACAUCAUUAUUUGCCUCAUCAUGCAGUAGUAAGAAAGGAUCGUGAGACUACGAAGGUACGAAUUGUGUACGAUGGGUCAGCAAAAUCUGGUAACCAAGAGAAGUCACUCAACGAUUGCCUUGAAACUGGGCCAAAUCACAUCCCACAUGUUUUCAAUAUGCUAGCGCGCUUUCGGAAGAAUCCUGUCGGUAUCACAGCUGACAUUGAAAAGGCCUUCCUUAUGGUGGGAAUCCAAGAGGAUCAUCGAGACUUUCUUCGAUUCUUAUGGUUAAGAAACCCAGAUUGCGUUAAGCCUGAAAUUGUACAAUACAGGUUCACACGGCUCGUGUUUGGGUUACGCCCCUCGCCUGCUAUUUUGGGAGCGACAAUUCUACAUCACUUACAACUACACAAACAGAGUGACCCCGAAAUCGCUGAAUUAUUGGAACAAUCUCUGUACGUGGACGACCUGUUAACGGGGGAGUCAGACGAAGAAAGAGGUCUCUCUGUUUACAAGAGAUGCAAGAAGGUUAUGUCCAGUGGAGGAUUCAAUCUCAGAAAAUGGCGAUCGAACUCGCGAAAACUACAAAUGCAAAUUACGAAACUUGAAAGUUCACCAGGAUCAGCAAACACACAACAGGAGGUCACUAAUGUCAACAAAGAAGAUGACGAAUCAUUCGCGAAAUCGAGUGUUGGUUGUGACUCAACGACUUCUGACAUCGAAGAUGCAGUAGUUAAAAUUCUAGGAAUGAACUGGAACACUCUCACAGACGAAAUUUUCUUCAAUUUCUCCGAUCUGUGCCCAUUUGCACAAGCACUUCCCCUGACCAAGCGAUCUGUUCUCAAGGUUACGGCCAAGAUCUUCGACCCCAUGGGAUUUUUGACGCCUCUAACAAUAGAGAUGAAGAUCUUGUUUCAAGAACUUUGUAUCAACAAAACAAACUGGGACGAAGAAUUACAAGGAACUUUGCUUCACCGAUGGAAAUCGUUUCUCCAAGAUCUUAAGUUCAUUGGCGGCUAUCGUAUUCCUCGAUGCUAUUUUUCGCGACAACCUGUAACCUCUCAGAUACAUGGCUUCAGUGAUGCUUCAGAACGCGCCUACGCCGCGGUGGUUUAUAUUCGAAACACGUACAGUGAUGGUCGAAUCGAAGUUAAAUUGGUCGCUUCAAAAUCGAGAGUCGCUCCUAUCAAGGCACAGACAAUUCCUCGAUUGGAAUUACUAGGAGCAUUAAUUUUGGCCCGACUUGUUAACAAGUUAAAGUCGAUUGGAGCUGAAUACACAACCGUUCUCUGGAGUGAUUCUACAACUGCUCUAUGCUGGAUCAAAAAUGAAAGAGUGUGGAAGCAGUACAUCGGUCAAAGAGUAGAAGAAAUUCGACGUCUAACUCCCAAAGAUUUAUGGAGGCACUGUCCAGGAGAAUUAAAUCCUGCCGAUCUACCAUCGCGGGGACUAUCAGCGAAAGAACUUUCUGCCAGCAAUACGUGGUGGAAUGGUCCGAGUUUUUUGUAUCAAUCCGAGAAUGAAUGGCCCGAAACUUCUCCAUCGGAACAAGUGAACAAAGAACAAAUUUUACAGGAAGCCGUCAAGAACGUACCAGAUGUAACACAUUCCCUUAUUACCACUGCCUGCGACAAAUUCAACCCGAAAGUUGACCAGAUAAUCGACAUUGGACGGUUCAGCGACAGGACGAAAUUAAUUCGAGUAACCGCGUUUGUGAUCAAGUUCAUCAACAAGCUCAAAAACCGAACACUUGAAAACCGGAAAGAAGAAAUGGAAGAUUUAACAACCACCGAAUUGAAGGACGCCGAGAAUCUGUGGAUACACUCGGUUCAAGCAUCGUCUUUUACCGAUGAACUUUCUUUUCUGACUCGAAAGGAUUCGAAAUCAACGCCACCUAUACGUGUUCCGCAGUUGGGACUGUUUCUCGACGACGAUGGAAUUAUCAGAUGCAAAGGACGGAUCGCAAAUGCUUCCCUAUCGUCUUCUGCCAGAACCCCGAUACUUUUGCCUGCCAAACACGCUUUCACCAAUCUCACUAUUAGGAAUAUUCACGAUUUAGUCAAGCAUUCUGGGAUAAGGGACACGCUUACGAACUUACGAGAACGUUUCUGGAUUCUACGCGGUCGCGAGACAGUCAAGAAAAUCAUUCAACAUUGCGUUGUCUGCCGACGGUUCUAUGCAGCACCAUGCAAACCUCCACCGUUCGCUGAUCUUCCAACCAACCGAGUCUCAGACGAUCCACCUUUUACUAAUGUUGGAAUCGACUUCGCUGGGCCAUUUUACGUAAAGGAAAACGUCAACGACGCUGAAUGUGUCAAAGUUUACGUGUGUUUAUUUACACUGAUGCGCUUCAACCCGUGCAGUGCACUUAGAGUUGACUCGUGGACUCGGUGUCCAAGAUUUCCUGCUUGCUUUCAGAAGAUUCACCAGUAGAAGAGGACUCCCGGCUAAUCUUCAAUCGGACAAUGCAAAAACUUUCAAAUCAUCAAGCAAGGAUAUUCGCAAAUUAGUACGGUCACCGGAAGUUUGGCGAUAUUUAACCAACAAUCAAAUCAGUUGGAAUUUCAUUGUGGAAAAGGCGCCGUGGUGGGGAGGCUACUGGGAAAGGCUUGUUCGCAGCGUAAAGUCUCCUAUCCAAAAAACCAUCGGAAAAUCUACCCUCACCCACGAGGAGCUAAGUACUCUGUUAACGGAAAUAGAAGGGCUGAUCAACGCAAGGCCGCUGACUUAUGUGUAUGACGACGAGGAAUCGAUCUCGUAUCCCUUAACGCCAUCGGAUCUGAUUUAUGGUCGAAGAGUUACUACAACUCCGAACAGUCAACAUUUCGAAAUCACUAGCACCUACGAUUCUCUGACGAAGCGACUUAAACAUCAUAGACAUCUGUUGGGACAAUUCACUCGUCGAUGGCGAAAUUAAUAUUUAACCAGCUUAA
Molecule: messenger RNA, 5607 nt
Organism: Pocillopora damicornis (cauliflower coral)
Lineage: Eukaryota; Metazoa; Cnidaria; Anthozoa; Scleractinia; Pocilloporidae
Biological process (GO): DNA integration; proteolysis
Molecular function (GO): nucleic acid binding; aspartic-type endopeptidase activity
Source: RefSeq, a predicted model, not a curated record